AUGGCCAUAGUACGUAACGGGAACCUAUUCUGUGGAGGCAUUUUAAUUAAAGAUGACUGGGUUCUAACUGCCGCCCAUUGUGUUUUAUUCCUUAGGAUAGCAAAUAUCACUACAGUAACUCUUGGCGCUCACUCAAUGAAAGAAAAUGAAUCUGAGAAGCAGAAGAUGAAAGUUAUCAGACUCUUUGCAUACAAGACGUAUAACUCCACAACAAAACAAAAUGAUAUUCAACUUUUGCAGUUAUCCAAGAAGGCAACACUUGGAGAUGCUGUCAACAUCAUUCCGUUACCAGAGACAUUUGAAGACAUUCCAGAAGGUACAAUAUGUAGGAUAGCUGGAUGGGGAAGAACUGAAUCAGGCAACCAUUCCGACACACUAAAAGAAGCCAAUAUCACAAUACUAGAUAGAGAAAAAUGCAUUAAAGACUGGAGACACAAAUAUUUCAUUACAGCAGAUAUGAUUUGCACUAAUGUGGGUUCUGACAGACAAGACACUUGCAAGGUAAGAGUAACAUCCUUUUUUUGUGUCCUCUCAGAACAAUUUGCCUCCAGUGCUGUUGUUUCUUUAUCCACUUCUCCUUUGGAGCAAUGGUUUCAUUUUUUAUAUACAUGGUAA
Staurois parvus is the source of this 615-nucleotide messenger RNA. Lineage: Eukaryota; Metazoa; Chordata; Amphibia; Anura; Ranidae. The record is from the annotation of a GenBank genome assembly.